AUGAAUUAAGAAAUCCCUAUAGAUUUGGGAUCAAAUAUUGAAGAGAGUGCUUUAAUAGCAAAUUAAGACCAUAACUUUUUUGAUAUGAAUUUUAUGAUAUUACCAGAUAUUUUAGAUAAAAUAGCUGAAUAAUUGUAAAUAAAUCCUGAAGUGAUAUCAUGUAAAGAAUAUCAAGAAGCAAGACAAAGGUUAUUGUUUAAAAUGCUUAAAUAUGAGAUUGGUUUAGAAAUAUUGAUAAAAUUGGUGUAUAGGCGGGAUUAAUCACCAUUAAAUGGUUAUUAUUACUUGAAAAAACUAGAUGAUAUGGCAUAUAUAAUUUAUGAGAUUCAUAAUAAUUUAUUAAAUUAGGCAAUAUAGAAUUAGUAUUUAGAGGUUUAGAAAUAGAUUUCAAAUCAUAUUGUGAAACUAUUUAACUCAAUAAUAAGUAUAAAAUUUAUUAGAAAAUAGAUCGAAAGUAAAAGGAAAUCAACAAUUUACCACUUUCUGAUAUUGCAUAAAAAGAUUUGAACAACUUAUAAUAAAAAUUCAAUAGAAUAAUUGAUAUAAAUUGUUUUUUAAGAAACUAUGAAUUUUAUGAAAAGCAUAGUGAACUUAUUUUAAAAUUAUUGAAUAAACCUUAAAAUAAAUUAUUAAAAAAGGUGAUCCUUUGUAAAAUAACAAUAGAAUAGUUUGAGUAAUUAUUAUUCUUAAGGAUGUCAAAUUUAACAAUUUAUUAAUAAGAGCUAUUAAUAACAUAUGUUUUAAAAAAUUAAGAAAUUCAAAAUGCAAAUAUAGUAACAGCAAAGUAUUUUUGUUUGUAUUCUGCAAUAUUUUUAAUGGAUUCAAGCAGAUUUGAGUAGUAUUAAUAGAAUGAAUAAAAUUAGCAUUUAUUUGAAUACAAUGAAUAAAAUGAAUACAAUGAAUAGAAUGAAUAAAAUGAAUACGAUGAAUAGAAUGAAUAGAUUUAAUACAAUGAAGAGAAUUAUAGUUAAAUUAUAAAGUUUAUGAUGUUCUACUAUUUUGAAUUAGAAAAUUGGAAAUUAUUGGUUAUAGAAAGAUUAAUAGAAUUACGUUUAGUAUAAGAUGCUUAUGAAAUAUUAUUGGCUAGUAAGAUUGAUUGGAAUAAUUUAAGCAAUAGUGAUAUAAUAAUAAGAUUAUUGAUUGCAUCUAAAAGAUCAUAGUAAGCUUAUGUUUAUGUAACAGAAUUGAAAGAUAAUCAAACUUUAAAAUAUUUUGUUAAAUAGAUGUUAAAUUAGCAUGAUACAUAUAAUUUAUUAUAGAUUGAAUUUACUGCAGAAUAGGAUUAAAUAGUUAAUGAUAUAAUUAAGAAUUUAGCAGAUACAAAAUUAUUAAUAGAAUUUGUAAAGAAGUUAUUAAGAACAAGAAAGUAUUUUUAGGCAAUAUAAUUUUAUUAAAAGUUAAAAAUGGGACCCUUAGAUUUUGACUUAUAGAAUAUAAAGGAUGUAUAAAUUUUGAUUAAUAAUAUUAAUAGUUAAUUAAUAAAAGAAUUGUUUAACUUCCAACAAUAGAGAAAGAAUAUUAUUAAGCAAAAAUGGAUGGUAAAUAAUUAGAUGAAGAUUAAUUAUUGAUUGAAGCAAUAUUUGAAAAUUAAGUUAGAGAAAUUGAAGAAAAGAAUUAAGAAUAAGGAAUAAUAAAAUAUUUUGCAGAAUAACCAAUAAAAGAUUAAUAGAAAUAUAUUAAUUGUUGUGGAUGGAUUAGAGAAAAUCAUUUAGGUAUCAUAGUUUGA
Messenger RNA from Paramecium sonneborni, 1726 nucleotides. Lineage: Eukaryota; Ciliophora; Oligohymenophorea; Peniculida; Parameciidae. The record is from the annotation of a GenBank genome assembly.